Clupea harengus (Atlantic herring) is the source of this 877-nucleotide messenger RNA. RefSeq names its product transcription factor EC-like. Gene Ontology annotation, cellular component: nucleus. The record is from RefSeq and is a predicted model, not a curated record. Gene Ontology annotation, molecular function: DNA-binding transcription factor activity, RNA polymerase II-specific; RNA polymerase II cis-regulatory region sequence-specific DNA binding; protein dimerization activity. Lineage: Eukaryota; Metazoa; Chordata; Actinopteri; Clupeiformes; Clupeidae. Gene Ontology annotation, biological process: regulation of transcription by RNA polymerase II.
AUGAGUGAGAAACAGCUGUUCAUUGAGAUUGCAGAAGAGGAGAUAAUGGCCCAUUUAAUCAUGGGAAGUGUGAAAUGGCAACGUGACACUGGAAAGAGGGGAAGAAAGAGACAAGUGACAAAGAACGACACCAGAGUUAUGGCCAAAGAGCGACAGAAAAACAAUCACAACCUGAUUGAGAAGAGGAGAAGGUACAACAUCAACUACAGAAUCAAAGAGCUGGGAACCCUCAUACCAAAGUCUAAUGACCCUGACAUGCGCUGGAACAAAGGCACCAUCCUGAAGGCCACGGUGGAGUACAUCAAGUGGCUGCAGAACGAGCAGCAACACACCCGAGAGCUGGAGCGCCGACAGAAGAAGCUGGAACAGGCACACCGCAGACUGGCCAGCAUGGCCACCACUCUGGGGUCAGCAGAGCUCUCCACCCACUUCCUUAAACAGGAGCAGGGACCCCAGCCACCACAGCAGCCGCCUCUCUACCCCGAGGAGCUCAACGGCGGGGGGGAAUACCUGCCCCGCACCCCGAUCGCGGGACCUAAACCUGGUGGCGGCGCUGCUGUGACGGCGACUGGGGUGCCUCUCGGGCCCAGCGGAGCGGCUGCAGGUGGCAUGCGCUCGUCGUCAUCACCGUUAGGGGCGACACCUGGGGAGCCCGGCGACUGCUCGACGACCUUCUUGGACCCCCUGUCCCACUUUACGGACUUCUUCAGCGCCACGCUGAAGGGGGAGCCCCGGCUGGAGGAGAUGCUGAUGGACGACACGCUCUCGCCAUUCGGCACCGACCCGCUUCUGUCCGCUGUCUCGCCUUACGCCUCCAAGGGCUCCAGCCGCCGCUCCAGCUUCAGCACAGACGACGACAACCUCUGAUGUCCAAGUC